Messenger RNA from Moneuplotes crassus, 2703 nucleotides. NCBI's taxonomy places the organism in Eukaryota, Ciliophora, Spirotrichea, Euplotida, Euplotidae. The record is from the annotation of a GenBank genome assembly.
AUAAAAAUGGAUUCAAAGGAGGCAGAUGAAAAGAUACAAGAGGCGCAAGAAUCCUCAUCUCCCAAAGCUGUCGAGAGCAUAAGCCCAAGCCCUCCGGUUGUAGGGAUUGAGCUCAAUCCCUCAACUCCUCAAAAGGAGGAGCAAAGUCCUCCUGAAGAAGACGAAUCAGCGAAUGAAAAAGAUGAAGAAAUUGAAGACCCAGCCACUCAAGAACACAACGAAGCUGAUAAGACCAAAGAAAGCUCAUUAGAGAAAUCAGAUGAGAGAUAUAAGUCGAAUGAAGAUAAAGAACUCAUUAGUCAGGAAUUUGAGUUUGACCCAGAAGGAAAAGAGGAAGGAAACCUUCAAGACCAGCAACAUGAGAGUCAAUUUCAGGGAGAUCAUACUUGACUUGAUACUCCUGAGAAACCAAGUGAAGAUCUCAGUGGUGAAAUUUACCAAAAUCUUGAAGAAAAGGAAAAGAAAGAGACUGUGAAUCUUACCGAGGAACAAAAGCAAGACCAGAAUAUUAAAGAGGAAGGAUGUCAUGAAGAGAGCCCUACAGUUGAAGCUGAUAAUGCAGACCAAGUUGAAGAUCCUCAAGAUAUUUCUUACUCUUCUCCUGAAAACCAAAUUAUAGUUAAAUCACCUGAAGAUGGUAAUCUAAAAUGCUCACCGUGACAUCCUAAUCCUCUUCAUCACUCGAGGAUGGAUACGGAUAACCAAGAUGAUGAGGAAGAUGAAGACACAGGAGAUAUCUUAAAGACACUAGAUGAUUCACAGGAAGAAGCCAAUCAGAAUCCUUUAAUUAAAGAAAAUGAUACCACUGAAAAUCAACAAGAUAUUCAUCAAGAAAUAGUCCCAACUGAAGAGUCAGAGCCAAAGUUCGAAGAGCAAGAAGAAGGAGAGAAGGAUCAACAGGAUUAUAUCGAAGAGGACGGACCAAACCAUACAUUAGAGACACAGCUAGAGACUGACCAAGAUGUUGAAAACAACCCACCUGAUUGAAUAGAUCAUGAUGUCGAUCAAAACUUAUCUCUUGAGAACAACUCUGAACAAAUGGAUAAUUCUCAUGAAGUUCCAGAAGAAAAUGAGCAGAAUUUUGUUAAGAAUGAAUUGUUUGUUCAUGAAGACCAAAUUGAGCAAACACAAGCUCAAAGUUUUGUUGAAAUUCCUCAGCAUAGAUUCUGGCUUUGACCUUACUACUCAACACUAAAUUUACAUUACUAUCCUAAUUCUAGGGUAAUCAUGAAAAGACUUACAAGUAGGCAACAAAAUAUGUCGAAGUUCUUUCGAAUAUUAACUGUCUUUCCUACAAACAUUGCUUUUUGAUUCCUUGGUCCGGUAGCCCUAGCAUCUCCAGUACAACUAGAACAAAAAUUUGAAACUGUAAGGCAGCCUGUAGAAGCCCCUUCUGCAGGAGUUGCAGCCCAAAUUCCAAACCUUGAAGAGCUAAAUAUCGCAAAAAUGAAGCAUCUACGUGAGAAAGAAGAGAUGAUUGCCCAAAUAAGAGCAUUAGAAACAGAAGCUCUUAAAUUACAACAACAAGCUCAGACAAUGUAUGCUGCUAAAGAGCAAUCUGACCAGAUUUAUCUUGACCUCCGCCAGGAAAUGCAGAGACAGAAGAGUGAUACCCAAUAUAAGAUAGGCUUCCUAUUAAGACAAAAGCAAGAAGCUGAAGCUAUGGCUUUCCAGCAAAAAGAAGUAGUUAAGAAAUAUUCGGCUGCUCUUGCUCAAGCAGGGAUUAAUCCUCAGAAUGUGUCCCAGGCUCCUAACAUGCCCUCUCCUACAUCAGCUUGAGGAGAUGAAGAACUACGGAGCAACUUUGAAGGCUUGCAGCAAAAACUUGCGGAAACAGAAGAAAAGCUUAAAGCUCAGUCUGAGGAAUAUUCAUCGAUUAAGACUGAAAAUGAAAAUUUGCAGUUAGACCUCAAAAGUUUGUUAGAGAUAGAGCAAAGCUUAAGAAAUUCUUUGGGAAACGCUCAAAGUAAGAUCUCGGAAGAUAGGCGGUUCAUUGUAGACACAAUGAACGAAAAUGAAAAUAUGAAGCAAGAUCUAAUGCAGUUUAGUAAAGCAGUUGAGAUGAGCUCCAGAGAAAAUGAAGUCCUUAGGCAAGAAAUUCAAAUGCUCAAAGAUCAAUUGAUGAAAAAGGAGCAUGAUAAAAGUCAAAAUGCAUCCUCAAUGGCUGAUAAAGAAAAUGAAAUUUUUACUUUAAAAGCAGAAAUUGCAAGAACUAAAGCAAUGGUAAAUGCUAGUACACCUAUAAGCCAGCAUAGUGAAUAUAAGCCUGGCUCUCCAGGACUUGAUAUGUUAAUGAAACAAAACUCUCAUGACUUUGCUACUGACUAUCUUGCUAGUCUCAAACUAAAAACUAAUGAAUCAGCUGGUUACAACCUCCAAAAUUAUGAAGACUCAAAAAUAAAUUCUCAGUCUUUAAGCACAAAUAUGCAGAGCACUUAUGAAAAGUUUGGGUAUAAAGGCCCCAUGGCUCAGCCAGGUUUAUCAAAUUUCUCUUCAGACUCUAACAUGUCUGAAACGAAUUUCCAAAAUACAAAUUUCAGCAGGCCACAAUCUGCAAUGCCAGAUCAGAUACCUGACGGUACCAGCAUGGAGCCUCAAUCAAUCUCUGGUCUGCAGUCAAGUACAAUGAGAGGGCAAACAUCUUCACUUAAUUUACCCAAUACAAGAUUUCAGAAGCAAGAGUGGAACAAUUAUUUAUCCUAA